This is a messenger RNA of Paramecium octaurelia, 186 nucleotides long. NCBI's taxonomy places the organism in Eukaryota, Ciliophora, Oligohymenophorea, Peniculida, Parameciidae. The record is from the annotation of a GenBank genome assembly.
UUUAAAGCUCACUCACUAUGUUCUUUUUCAUAAAGAAUUAAAUUUUAGGUGUUCUUUCCUUGACUCAAUCAACUAGCACCAGCUUUAAGCUCUUAAAUAAUACCCAAAACUAAACCUUUUUUAUGCAGAGUUUCUUUGUGGAAAAUUUUAUAUUGGAAUUUUAAAAUCAUUUUCUUUUUAAAUGAA